Molecule: messenger RNA, 1178 nt
Organism: Cryptomeria japonica (Japanese cedar)
Lineage: Eukaryota; Viridiplantae; Streptophyta; Pinopsida; Cupressales; Cupressaceae
Product: dehydrodolichyl diphosphate synthase CPT3
Exons: 1
Coding region: 211-1071 (286 amino acids)
Biological process (GO): polyprenol biosynthetic process
Cellular component (GO): endoplasmic reticulum
Source: RefSeq, a predicted model, not a curated record
UGGACAUGUUAAAUUCUUCCCCUUUCACACUGAAAGACAAAUUUACCAGUCACUCCACUCACAAUUUCUGUCCGCAGGGCGCAGAAAAGUACUCUAAUUUGACAAACGGUAGAUGGAAAUGUCUUUAAUGUACCCUGCGCCCAUAAUUUUGCUGCCACAGAUCUACGUAUCUUUCUCUUUCUGCCCAGAAAUUGCUGCAGAUUGGCAAAUAUGGCUUCUUAUUCAGCAUUCAAAUCUUUCAGUAGUUCAUGCUUUCAGAAGGCCGCCGCCUUUUUGGCAAAUUCAAUCUACCAAAUCUUCAGACGUUUUGUAAUAUGGAUUGUUUCGGCGGGCUCUGUUCCGAAUCAUGUCGCGAUCAUAAUGGACGGCAAUAGGAGAUACGCAACCAAAAGAAAUGUGAAGAAAUUGAAGGGACAUGAAUUUGGGUAUAACAGCCUGAUGCAUACCCUGAGGGACUGUUAUGAAUUGGGGAUAAAGUAUGUGAGUGUUUAUGCUUUCAGUAUUGAAAAUUUCAGGCGGUCAAAGGAGGAAGUUGAGACGCUCAUGAAUUUGAUGCAGGAGAAACUGGAGCUGCUUAUUGAAAAGGGGAGCAUUGUUAACAAAUAUGGAAUUCGGGUGCAGAUUAUAGGGGAUUUGAGCCUUUUUCCCCAGCAUGUAAGAGAAGCUGCAGAAAGAGCCAUGGCUUUCUCCAGAAAUAAUGAUAGGGCUGUUCUAAAUAUCUGUGCCCCUUAUACUGGCACACAGGAGAUUGCCCAGGCUGUUGAAGGUGUUAUUAAAAAUGGGGAUUUAGCUGAAAAGGAGAUUAGGGCUGAGGAUAUUGAAAGGCAUUUGUAUACAUCGAAUUGCCCAGAGCCAGAGCUUUUGAUUAGGACUUCUGGGGAGACCAGGCUUAGCAAUUUUUUCCUCUGGCAGACUUCCUUUUCUUUGCUCUAUGCUACUCCAACUCUCUGGCCUGAGUUUACCUUCAGGCACCUCAUCAGGGCUAUUUUGGAGUAUCAGAGAGCUUACCCAUUUCUGCAGAAGCAAAAAGAUCAACAGCAAAAGCUUGUUUCUCAUCAGCACCAUGACUAAUUGCAUUAGUCAUAGUUUUGAAUUAAAUGCUUUUGCAACCAGAUCUGGUAGUUUAUGUUGUUGAAAACUUGCACAGUCGUAUUCAAUAAUUUUUCUUUCGAAGUUUA